Messenger RNA from Cooperia oncophora, 1486 nucleotides. Lineage: Eukaryota; Metazoa; Nematoda; Chromadorea; Rhabditida; Trichostrongylidae. The record is from the annotation of a GenBank genome assembly.
CUGCGGAGUAUAGUUGGGCCGAUUGGUCCUCGUUCAGGAGGCUUCUCUCCUACUGCUUUCAUUUCAGCAAAUAACGAGUGUGCCUUCAAACAUCUGAACACUUGCGAUGACAACGCCGACUGUGUUGAUUCUCACGAUGGAUACACAUGCCAGUGCUUCGCCGGCUUCGUCGAUGUCUCGUCCAAUGCAAAUCUACCACCUGGCCGAGUCUGCACGGUUCAAACAACUUGUCCGAAACAGAAGACCGACUUGGUCUUCCUCAUCGAUGGCUCCGGAUCUAUCGGUUCCUUUGUCUUUAAGAACGAGGCAGGUUUUUUCUACAAAAUAUACUCAACGUUUCGCCUUCUUAUCUAUUACGCUAUCCACCAUUUUGCAGAAUUCGUGGAAUUGUUCGAAAUCGGCCUGGAUCAAACCAGAGUAGCGCUCAUUCAAUACUCGGAUCAAAUCCGCCACGAAUUUGACUUAGACCAGUACACGGACAAGGCCGCCGUUCUUCGAGCGAUCACUGAAACCCAGUAUCUCACAGGACUCACUAGAACUGGUGCUGCCAUUCAGCACAUGGUCCAAGAAGGCUUUAGCGAGCGACGAGGUGCCCGACCUCAAGCUCCCGAUAUCGCUAGGGUAGCGAUCGUGCUCACGGACGGUCGUUCUCAGGACAAUGUAACUGGACCUGCUGAGUCGGCUCGGAAGUUGAGCAUCACUACCUUCUCCAUCGGAGUUACCGACCACGUACUGGCCAGUGAGCUUGAAGCCAUCGCUGGAUCGCCCACACGGUGGUUCUACGUUGACAAGUUCAAGGACCUGGACACUCGUCUGCGUUCGAUGAUUCAAAAGGCAGCAUGUCCUACUCCUGUGAAAACCGCAUCUCCACCUCAAGGCACGUGCAAUCCCCGAACCCAGACCGGUUGCGAUCGUUCACUCAACGAAUAUUGCGCGGAAGAAAACGGACGGACUCGUUGCAUCUGUCCAGCAGGCUUCCAUCGUCAUCCAACCACACGUGUGUGCGGAGGAUCGCUGUGCAACCCACAACUUAUCACGUCAUGUAUCUACCCAGAGGAAUGUCUCAUCACCCCCUAUAAUAACUACCGUUGCGCCUGCCCUGAUGGCUAUUCCAGGGAUUAUAGAUCUGGGUUCUGCGGUACGUUCUUUCAGUUCUCAUUAGAUCCAUGGGUGAACAAAGGAGUUUCAGUAUCAGUGAAAGAAAUUCACGUCUUCCCACAACAUGAUGCCGAUUGUCACAAUGGGGGUCAACGAUGUGGUCAGAACGAGUAUUGCACGAGCGACCGAACUGGGCACUGGUAUUGCGAGUGCAAGACCGGGUUUGAACGCAAUCACGCCGAUGGGAAAUGCAGCUAUCCAGGUUCCUGCCUCCCGAAUGUACCGAAUUCCUGUGAUAUCCGAAAACGAGAGAAAUGUCUACCGAACGGGUCGUUCUUCACUUGUCAGUGCGACGCGAAAGAGAGGCGACAUCCCGUCACGGGAAUCU